Messenger RNA from Gadus chalcogrammus (walleye pollock), 3721 nucleotides. It is a transcript of the gene kif23, whose product is annotated as kinesin family member 23. The coding region runs from base 100 to 2751 and encodes 883 amino acids. Gene Ontology annotation, molecular function: microtubule binding; ATP binding; microtubule motor activity. The transcript has 23 exons. The record is from RefSeq and is a predicted model, not a curated record. Gene Ontology annotation, cellular component: nucleus; microtubule; kinesin complex. Lineage: Eukaryota; Metazoa; Chordata; Actinopteri; Gadiformes; Gadidae. Gene Ontology annotation, biological process: microtubule-based movement.
AUUGGAUGAAACCGAUCAUUUUGAAAUACGACGUUUAAGUUCUAGGCGGCGGUACCGGGAAGCUUGUUGAGUAAACAAGACCGUAGUUAAACGAGAAACAUGAUGAAGGGAAGAACCGCCCGCAGACCUCAGAAGAAGCAGAGCAGCAACGAGAGAGAUCCAGUGGGGGUGUACUGCCGAGUGCGACCUCUAGGUGCGGAUGAUAAGGAAUGCUGUGUUGAGGUGAUCUCGAGCUCCACCGUUCAGCUGCAUACGCCCGACGGGCUCAAGGUCAAUCGAAAUGGAGAGUUCAAAGAGACACAAUACUCUUUUAAGAAAGUGUAUGGCAUUCAAACAUCCCAGAUGGAACUGUUUGAAGACGUGGCGAAACCUCUUGUGGAUGACCUGGUCCGUGGCAAAAAUGGGCUGCUAUUUACAUACGGAGUUACAGGAAGUGGCAAAACCUUCACGAUGACUGGCUCCCCAGGCCAGGGGGGUCUUUUGCCCCGGUCCCUGGACAUGAUCUUCAACAGUAUCGGCCCCUACCAGGCAAAACGAUUUGUUUUUAAGACGGAUGAUAAGAAUGGCCUGGAUGUACAGAGUCAAAUCGAUGCAUUGUUGGAACGCCAAAGGCAGGACAACAUUCCCUCUGCUCCCAAAACACCCUCAUCCAGGCAGAAGUUGGACCCUGAGUUUCGGGACAUGAUGAACCCAGAGGAAGCCUGCAGGUCAGAGGGGGUGGACGAGGACAGCAGCUAUGGCGUAUUUGUCUCCUACAUCGAAAUCUACAACAACUACAUAUUCGAUCUGCUCGAGGAAACGCCCUACGACCCAAUCAGACCAAAGUGGAAUGGAGGUACCCCCAACACUGACUUCAUACCACCGCAGUCCAAAAUCCUCAGAGAGGACCAGAACCACAACAUGUAUGUUGCUGGAUGCACAGAAGUGGAGGUCAAAACUACCGAGGAGGCCUUUGAGGUGUUCUGGAGAGGUCAGAAGAAGAGGCGGAUCGCCAACACCCAGCUGAACAAAGAGUCCAGCCGCUCCCACAGUGUCUUCAUCAUCAAACUGGCCCAGGCGCCCCUGGACGCAGACGGGGACAACAUCCUUCAGGAUAAGAGCCAGGUGGCGGUGAGCCAGCUGUGCCUGGUGGACCUGGCGGGCAGCGAGCGCACUAGCAGGACCCGGGCCGAUGGCAACCGUCUCCGCGAAGCCGGUAACAUCAACCAGUCCUUGAUGACUCUGAGGACGUGUAUUGAAGUCUUGCGGGAGAACCAGAUGUGCGGCACAAACAAGAUGGUUCCCUAUAGGGACUCUAAAGUCACCCACCUCUUCAAAAACUACUUUGAUGGGGAAGGCAAAGUGAGAAUGAUCGUGUGCAUCAAUCCGAAGGCGGAAGACUUUGAGGAAACCAUGCUGGUGAUGCGCUUUGCGGAGAUGACCCAGGAAGUGGAAGUGGCGCGGCCGGCCGACAGGCCAGUGUGUGGCUUCGCUGCAGGCCGGCGACAGAGGAACCAGGCCUCUAAAGACGACCCCGCCCGCAGGGUCGAUGAGCGGGGCCCAGCAGACCGAGACUUCACCACCACCCAGGGCCAACUGCUGCACAGCAUACCCCCGCUGCCCUGCUGUGAGCUGACGGACCCCCACGACGACACCACCCUGCCCCGGGUCAUCGAGGCGCUGGAGAAGAGGCAGCGGAUCAGGCAGAUGAUCAUCGACCAGUACAAACAAGCAGCCAACGUGAUGAGGUCCUCGCUCAAGGAGCUGGACGGCAGCCUCUUCAACAAGGAGGACUUCAUCAACAAGCAGAAUGGCAAGCUGGCGGAGAAGGACCGGCAGAUUCAGAGCCAGAAAGCCGACAUGGAGCGCUUGGAAAAGAAGACCAAGAUGCAAGAAUACAAGAUCGAGGUGCUACAGAAGACCACCAACAUCUACGAGGUGGACAAGCGGUCCCUGCAGCAGGAGCUGGAGACGCGGGAGUCGCGGCUGAAGAGGGAGCACGUGGACAAGAAGCGGAUGGAGCAGCGGAUGCAGGGCAUGGUGUCGGACACGCAGCACAAGUGGGAGAAGGAAUGCGAGCGCCGCGUCAACGCCAAGCAGCUGGAGAUGCAGAACAAGCUGUGGGUGAAGAACGAGAAGCUGAAGCAGCUCAAGGCCAUCGUCACAGAGACCAAGGGGCCCCCGGCCCCGCCCCCCGACACCCCCCAGCGGCAGGCCCGUCCUCAGCGGCCCCACCGCGAGGAGCGCCUUCCCGCCAAGAGAUCUGCGUCGCCCUCGCCGAUGCCCACCACCACGCCUGUGCGUGCGCUUCAUCGGAGGUCGCGCUCCGCCGGCGGGGAGAAGUGGGUGGACCACAAGCCGGCCUCCAGCGUGGACCUGGGCACCAUGCUGCAGCCCAGCAUCCCCAACUCCAUCAAGGUGUCGGCCGCCAGCGAGAAGGUCCUGUCCAAGUGUGACCGCUACGUCCUGACCCACCAGGAGGUGGCCUCCGAUGGGGAGAUCCAGACCAAACUCAUCAAGGGCGAGGUUAUUAAGACCCGAGGGGGCGGUCAGUCGGUCCAGUUCACCGACAUCGAGACGCUGAGGCAGCAGCUCACCACGGCGCCCAGCCGCAAGAGGAGGUCCUCCGAGGGGAGCCCUCAGAGUUCAGACCAGGGCGGGCAGUGGACCGACGUAGAGACGAGGUGUGCUGUUGGCGUGGAGAUGAGGGCCGGCUCCAACAUGGGGCCCGGUUAUGAGCACCGAGGAUUUGUCAAACGGAGAAAGCCCUGAAGUGGAACUCCUCGACCUGCUGACCCUCUCCUGUCUCAGAAGUGCAAUAGUGGAACUCCUUACCUUUUUUAGCUCUUGUAUUCUUAUCUGUAUGAUUACUGUUUUUUAUUUGUAACUGUAUGUUGGUCUGUAUACCAAAGUGUGAAGAAAAAAUGUUAUUUAAAAUGUUACUCAAUCGAUGUGGCUAAAAUAUAAGUCAUGUUUUUUUUAUAUAUUUCACUUUUUCAACUCUUUCUUUCUUGCCACAUAGGAAUUAAGUAGAUUUUUAUCACUACAGACCUGGUAUUAAUGGUCUUUGUAUAUGUUUUUCUUUUCUACGACUUUUUUUAUAUCAGCUAUUUGUACAACCAGCAGGCUGACUUUGCAUUGCCAUGUUGCAGCGGAUAAAGGUGUUUUCAUCCUAGAAAAAAGAUAUAUAUUGCUGAUCUUGAGCUACAAGGCUAGUUCAAAAUAAAUUACCUCCUGUUUUGAUAUCACUAUUGCAAGCCUUUGAUUUUUAUCAUUGCAAAAUAUUUGUAUCUUGCUGUAGUUAAACUGCAUGAAACGUUCCACAUACAUGUUUUCAUAUUUUGCCUUUCAACAUGCAAAUUUACAGAAAAGGAUAGGUCCACAUGUGAUCUUCGUUUAAAGUCAGAAUUCUGAGUUUAAUCUCAGAACUCACAAAAAAAAGACACGUGGCCCUCAGCCUCAUCCGUCUACGGAACCCCUUCGAACCAUGGCUUCGAACAUGUAAAAACGUGCUAACAUCCGACUUCCUCUGUCAGUGCCUGCCUAAUAUCCGUUGUGUCAUAAAGUCAAUAUCGCUGAACUUGGUUCCUUACAGUAGGGGUUCCCAACCUUUAUUGUUCCAAGGACUGUCAUAUUCAUAUAACACAUUGGAGGGACGGUGAUCAAUUUGAAUGCUUUAAUUUUAAGAUUUAAACAAAGGAUAUAUGUUCAAAUUAAGGAACUUUCCUUCUUCUGCCUGUGA